AUGGAUACAGGCGGAGCCCCUUGCAAGUAUCACCGCAUCCAGAAUCGUGAGCUUUUACUGGAAAAGAAUUGUGUGCAGGUUCGGGGUUCCGAGGGCGAUCGUUUCAGACAACGGAACACAAGUAAUCAGACAAGGGAGUUCUGUGAGGAAAUGGGCAUUCAUAUGAGGUUCUCUUCGGUGGAGCACCCCCAGACCAAUGGCCAAGCAGAGUCGGCGAAUAAGGUGAUCUUGCGGGGUUUAAAGCGCCGGCUCUCUGAAGCAAAAGGGGCAUGGCUGGACGAAUUCCCGGUCGUGAUUUGGUCUUACGACACGACGCCGCAUUCAACCACAAGGGAAACGCCUUUCAGGAUGACUUACGGGGCAGACGCCAUGCUUCCAGUGGAGAUAGACAACAGCUCAUGGCGGACAGAGCCACGACUCGAGGGCCAGAACUCCUCCAACAUGGCGAUAGAGCUGGACCUGCUAUCCGAAACCCGAGAGGAAGCUCGUGUUAGAGAGGCGGCAAUGUAG
Molecule: messenger RNA, 510 nt
Organism: Lotus japonicus
Lineage: Eukaryota; Viridiplantae; Streptophyta; Magnoliopsida; Fabales; Fabaceae
Exons: 1
Coding region: 1-510 (169 amino acids)
Biological process (GO): DNA integration
Molecular function (GO): nucleic acid binding
Source: RefSeq, a predicted model, not a curated record